Saccostrea echinata is the source of this 10254-nucleotide messenger RNA. RefSeq names its product papilin-like. The record is from RefSeq and is a predicted model, not a curated record. Gene Ontology annotation, cellular component: extracellular region. NCBI's taxonomy places the organism in Eukaryota, Metazoa, Mollusca, Bivalvia, Ostreida, Ostreidae. Gene Ontology annotation, molecular function: serine-type endopeptidase inhibitor activity; protein binding. The transcript is spliced from 35 exons. Bases 197 to 9355 code for a protein of 3052 amino acids.
GAAGCUAGGUGCCUGGGGGCCUUGCUCUUCCUCCUGUGAUAUUGGGGACCAGAUACAGUCUGUUCAGUGUGUCUCCAGGGAUCCCCAGGGUCAGUCAGUACCUGUAGAUGAUAAACAGUGUAUUCAGCUGUAUGGACAGAAACCAGAGUACAGAAGGUCUUGUAAUGAAAAUGUUCCUUGUCCAUACUGGACUGCAAUGGACUGGUCCUCUUGUAACAAAGCUUGUGGUAUGGGAGAACAAACUCGCAAGGUGAUGUGUAUCAGUAUAGACAACAGGAGACUAGCAGAGAGUGCUUGUGAUCCUACAACAAUGCCAACUCCCACCCGACCAUGUAUGGUCAAGCAGUGCCCUGAAGGUCCCCUAGAAAACUGCAGAAAUUCGCUGUUUGGAUGUUGUCAGGAUGGAAGGACACCUGCAAGAGGCCUGAAUUUAGAGGGAUGUGAAGGUACUUGCAAGGGUACAAGAUAUGGUUGCUGUCCAGACCAGAGAACCACAGCAAAAGGUCCAAAUGGAGAAGGGUGUGUAUUUGACUGUUCAAGAUCCAGAUAUGGAUGUUGUCCCAAUAGUCAGAAUCCUGCUAGAGGACCCAAUGCAGAGGGUUGUUUUACUCACUGUUCUAGAUAUAGAUAUGGGUGUUGUCCAGAUAAUGUAACUGUAGCUAGAGGUCCUGAUGGUGAGGGAUGCCCCACUUCAUGUUCUGACAGUAAAUAUGGGUGUUGUCCAGAUGGAAAAACUGAAAAAAGAGGACCUAAUGAUGAAGGAUGUUCCACUGAUUGUUUGAGAUAUCCAUAUGGAUGCUGUUCUGAUAAUUUAACUCCAGCAAGAGGUCCAAAUGGAGAAGGAUGUCCUGGCUCAUGUACAGACAGUGUAUAUGGAUGUUGUCCGGAUGGUAGAACUGAAGCUAGAGGACCCAGUGGAGAAGGUUGUUCUAUUGACUGUUCCAGAUACAGAUUUGGUUGUUGUCCUGACAGAAUUACUCCUGCUAGAGGUCCAGAUGGAGAGGGUUGUCCUAGCCCAUGCAGUAAGUCCAAAUAUGGAUGUUGUCCAGAUGGAAGGACGGAGGCAGGAGGUACAAAUGGGGAGGGAUGUAUACCAGACUGCUCCAGAAGAAAAUUUGGUUGUUGUCCUGACAAUAUCACCUCUGCAAGAGGUCCAAACAAAGAGGGCUGUCCAAGUGAAUGCUCUUCCUCUCAAUUUGGUUGUUGUCCAGAUGAAAGAACUGAAGCUAGAGGACCUAAUGGAGAAGGUUGUCUAGCUGACUGUUCUCGCUAUAGAUAUGGAUGCUGUUCAGAUAAUGCUACUCCAGCAAGAGGUCCAAAUGCUGAGGGUUGUCCAAGUAAUUGUACAUUGUCUCAGUAUGGUUGCUGUCCAGACAGGGUCACAGAGGCUCAAGGGUUUAAUUUUGAGGGUUGUCCCAGUGAAUGUCAGAACAGCAGAUAUGGAUGUUGUCCGGAUGGUAGAACUGAAGCUAGAGGACCCAGUGGAGAAGGUUGUUCUAUUGACUGUUCCAGAUACAGAUUUGGUUGUUGUUCGGACAGAGUUACUCCUGCUAGAGGCCCCAAUAAAGAGGGUUGUCCCAGUAACUGCACAGUAUCUCAGUAUGGUUGCUGUCCAGACAGGGUCACAGAAGCUCAAGGGUUUAAUUUUGAGGGUUGUCCCAGUGAAUGUCAGAACAGCAGAUAUGGAUGUUGUCCAGAUGGUAGCACAGAAGCCAGAGGAUCUAAUGGAGAGGGAUGUCCUUUUGACUGCUCACGGUAUCCUUAUGGAUGCUGUCCUGAUAAAUCAACCCCUGCAAGAGGUUCAAAUGGUGAAGGUUGUCCUGGCUCAUGUGUAAAUGGUAGAUAUGGAUGUUGUCCGGAUGGUAAAACUGAAGCUAGAGGACCCAAUGGAGAAGGUUGUUCUAUUGACUGUUCCAGAUACAGAUUUGGUUGUUGUUCGGACAAAAUUACUCCUGCUAGAGGUCCAGAUGGAGAGGGCUGUCCUAACUCUUGUAGUAAUUCUACUUAUGGAUGUUGUCCAGAUGGGAGGACAAAGGCAAGAGGUCCAAAUAGGGAGGGUUGUAAUUUUGAUUGUUCUAGAUACCAGUAUGGUUGUUGUCCAGACAAUAUGACUCCUGCAAGAGGCCCCAAUAAAGAGGGCUGUCCCAGUAACUGCACAGUAUCUCAGUUUGGUUGUUGUCCAGAUCAGAUGACUGAAGCACAGGGAUAUAACAUGGAAGGUUGCCCUAAUGCUUGCCUAAGGAGCAGAUUUGGAUGCUGUCCAGAUGGAGUAAGAGAAGCCAGGGGACCAAAUGCAGAAGGAUGUUCUUUGUCCUGUGAAGAAACAAGAUUUGGAUGUUGUCCUGAUAAUCAGACUCCAGCAAGAGGACCCAGUGGAGAAGGAUGCUAUACUGAAUGUUCAAGAUAUCCUUAUGGAUGUUGUUUUGAUAAAGUUACACCUGCAAGAGGCCCAAAUGGGGAAGGAUGUUUAAGUAACUGUGCUGAGUCUCAGUAUGGAUGCUGCUCAGAUGGAAGAACUGAAGCAAAAGGUCCAAAUAGGGAGGGUUGUUUUACAGAUUGUGCAAGAUACAGAUAUGGAUGUUGUUCAGAUAAUGUCACUCCUGCAAGAGGUCCAAAUAAUGAAGGAUGUCCAAGUAACUGUACUUUGUCUAAAUAUGGAUGUUGUCCAGAUCAAGUGAAUGGGGCUCAGGGAUAUAAUUAUGAAGGAUGUCCACCAGAGUGUUUGCAAUCUAGAUAUGGAUGCUGUCAAGAUAAUAAAACAAGAGCCAGAGGUCCUAAUGGAGAGGGGUGCUCUGAUGAUUGUUCCAGAUACAGAUUUGGAUGUUGUUCAGAUAAUAUAACUCCUGCUAGAGGUCCAGAUGGUGAGGGCUGCCCAAGUUCUUGUACUACCUCAAGGUUUGGAUGUUGUGCAGAUGGUCAGACAGAAUCCAGAGGUCCAAAUAGAGAAGGAUGUCCAACUAAUUGUUCAACAACUCAGUAUGGUUGUUGCCUGGAUGGCAAAACUGUAGCUAGGGGUCCAGAUGGUGAGGGAUGCUUCAAUGAAUGUUCAAGGACAAAAUAUGGGUGUUGUUCUGAUAAUCAAACUACAGCUCAAGGUCCAAAUGGAGAGGGUUGUGCUUUUGAUUGCUCAAGAUAUAGAUUUGGUUGUUGUCCAAAGAGUCAGAAUCCUGCGAGAGGACCCAAUGGAGAGGGUUGUUCUAUUCACUGUUCCAGAUAUAGGUUUGGGUGUUGUGCAGAUAAUGUAACUAUAGCAAGGGGUCCUAAUGGUGAGGGCUGUCAGUUUGAUUGCUCUAGAUCUGAGUUUGGUUGUUGUGAAGAUGGCAGAACUACAGCAAGGGGUCCAAAUAGAGAAGGGUGUUCUUAUGAAUGUGCAAGAACUCAAUAUGGAUGUUGCUCUGACCAAAAAACUCCUGCCAGAGGCCCUAGACAAGAGGGUUGUCCAUCAAAAUGUAGAAAUUCAAUAUUUGGAUGUUGUUCUGAUGGGUUUACAGAAGCUAAAGGUCCAAAUGGUGAAGGGUGUGUAUCUGACUGUGAGAGAAGAACUUAUGGAUGUUGUGCAGAUAACAAAACUCCUGCACGAGGCCCUAAUGGGGAAGGUUGUCCUAGGGUUUGUGAAUUAGCAAGGUAUGGAUGUUGUCCGAACAGUAACAUUUCAGCAACAGGACCCAAUAACUCAGGUUGUCCAUACACAUGUUACAACAGUUUGUAUGGAUGUUGUUCUGACAACUAUACAGCUGCAAGAGGCCCUAAUAAGGAGGGUUGUCCAACAAUUUGCAAGUUGUCUAGAUUUGGUUGCUGUCCUAAUAGUAACAUUUCAGCAACAGGACCCAAUAACUCAGGUUGUCCAUACACAUGUUACAACAGUUUGUAUGGAUGUUGUUCUGACAACUAUACAGCUGCAAGAGGCCCUAAUAAGGAGGGUUGUCCAACAAUUUGCAAGUUGUCUAGAUUUGGUUGCUGUCCUAACAGUAACAUUUCAGCAACAGGGCCCAAUUACUCUGGUUGUCCAUACACAUGCUACAACAGUUUGUAUGGAUGUUGUUCUGACAACUACACAGCAGCUAGGGGUCCAGAUAAAGAAGGUUGUCCUAGCCCUUGUGAUGAGUAUCCCUUUGGAUGUUGUCAAGAUGGCAGAACACCAGCUGAGGGACCAAGGAAGGAAGGUUGUCCAACAACAAAUACAAACUCUGAUUUCUGCAGUUUGAAACCAGAGAGAGGACCAUGCAGAAACUAUACUGUGCUCCAUUUCUACAACAGUACCUCCAGAAGGUGUGAGAGAUUUUGGUAUGGGGGGUGUGAAGGAAAUGAUAACAGAUUCAGUACCAAAGAAGACUGUGAGGCCAAAUGUUCUGGAAAUACUCAGGAGAGAAACCCUGUAACAGUGAGACAGACAUGUGAGAACAGUUACUAUAAAUGUUGUCCUGAUGGGGUGACAUUUGCUAGAGGACCAAACUAUGAAGGAUGUCAGCAAACAGAGGCUGGGACAGGUAGUUCAGUCUGUCAACAGCCAUCAGAUUCUGGUAGAGACUGCGAGGAGGAGAACUUAGUCGUCAAGUGGUACUAUAACAGAGACACCCAACGCUGCGAUCGCUUCUGGUACCGAGGAUGUGGCGGAAAUGGCAACAAUUUUAAAACGGAAGACGAAUGUCAAAGGAAAUGUAGAGGCGGUAGUCAGCCGGUCACUAGGCAACCAGUGCUGACUCGAGCACCAUCAACAAGAUCUCCGGUGUCAGGUCCGAUAUGUGAAUUGGGUCAUGACACGGGACCCUGUAGGGAAUACGAAGUUCGGUGGUAUUACAAUAGAACAGAAGGGCGUUGUCUUCGGUUCUGGUAUGGUGGAUGCCAGGGAAAUGGCAAUCGUUUUCAAUCAGAGAGAGAAUGUGAUACAACUUGUCGUAGGGGACCAGUCACUUACCCCACUGAACGACCCCCAGUAUCCCCAUCUGCAGCAGACCCUUGUCAGUUACCCCCUAUGGUUGGCCGGUGUAGGGCACGCCUACAGCGGUGGUACUAUAAUGCACAAAACAAAGAAUGUCAGCUGUUCACCUAUGGUGGAUGUGGCGGCAACGCCAAUAACUUCAGGAAUCGGAUGGAAUGUUUCAGCCGAUGCAUGCCAACAGACAUGAUAAGAAACCUCCACGUGGAAGAAUCAACCUCCGACAAAAUCAUGGUGGCUUGGGAACCUCCACAGAACAAUGACGUCCAGUCCUACACGCUUGCUUACAUGGGAACCAAGUACUAUCGAGAUACAACCAAACAGGACCCUAUGAAGGAGGUUAUUCUGACCCCUGAUACAGUGAAUUAUACAAUGAAUAACUUAAUGGAUGGGGCUGAUUACAUGAUCAAUCUGCACCCAGAGUUUAAUAAUGGCCGAGGCACUGGUCCGAAAACUAGCAUCAUGGCCAAGACACGCACAUUAGUGCUCUGUGAUGAUUCGAUAUAUGGCUGCUGCCCUGAUGGUGUUACUGCAGCAUCGGGGAAGAACUACGAGGGUUGUGACACUGAUCCCUGUAAGAACUCCAGGUUUGGCUGUUGUGAAGAUGGUGUCAGUGAAGCCACAGGGCCUAACUUUGAGGGCUGUGACAUAGAUGGAAGACCAUCAGGAGAUUUCUGCAAUGAAACUGUGUAUGGCUGUUGUCCAGAUGGUGAAACCCCAGCUCAGGGGGCUAACCAUUACGGCUGUCCCAAGGAGCCUGAUGUGACUCCCAUUGGAGUUUGCCAAAUGAAAAAUGACCAUGGAACCUGUACAGAUUAUGUUGUUAAAUGGUUUUACAAUUCUACUGCUGGCCGCUGUGAUCGGUUCUGGUAUGGUGGCUGUGGUGGUAAUGACAACCGCUUUGAUGAUGAAGAAUCUUGCUCACGUCGAUGCAGACAAACUGGGCCAGAUACAGGGUCAAAGCCUGUCUGUGAACAACCCAGAGUCACAGGUCCAUGUAGGGCAUAUUUCAAGAGGUAUUAUUUUAAUGGACGAGAGUGUGAACAGUUUGUUUAUGGAGGAUGCCAAGGCAACGAAAACAAUUUCGAAACUCAGGAACAGUGCGAGUCCACCUGUGAAAUUGACAUUGACAACACAAAAGGAGAGGAAACUUGUCAGCAGCCCAUGGAUACAGGGCCCUGCAGGGGUAAUAUCCCAAGAUGGUACUAUGACACCCCAUCCAAACAGUGCUUAGAAUUCAACUAUGGGGGUUGCCAAGGAAACACAAAUAACUUUGAGACACGAGAGGAAUGUCAGAAAUCGUGUGCUUCUGAUAGUGGCCCGGAAGGAGAGGAUCAGGAUGUGUGUCGAAUGACUUCUGACUCUGGGCCUUGCAGGUCAAGCAUACCUCGAUGGUUUUAUGACUAUAAUCUUGGAAUCUGUAAAGAAUUCAUUUAUGGAGGUUGUAAUGGAAAUAAAAAUAAUUACGAAACUAGAGCAGAGUGUGAAUCUACAUGUAGUAGACAGCAUGUUUGCAAACCUUUUGAAACUGGACAAAUUCAGUGCCUUGCCUAUCAACGCCGUUACAAGUAUGACCCCAGUACUCGCGAUUGUGUUCAGUUCAUUUAUGGAGGAUGUCGUGGAAACUCCAACAAUUUCGCAACUCUAGAGGCUUGUCGCAGGAAGUGUGCUCCUGAUACAUUGGUGCAGACCACUACAGAAUCCUCAAUUGAGGGGAGUGGAAAUCUAGAAGAAGAGUACUGUCACCUUCCUAUGGAGCGAGGUAAUUGUAAAUCCAGGAUUCCUGCCUGGUACUAUGAUCACUUGACUGGACUUUGUAACGAAUUCGAAUAUGGGGGAUGUGGUGGAAAUGACAAUCGCUUCACGAGUCGUGAAGUGUGUGAAUCUUCUUGUAGUCGUGACAAUGUUUGUAAUUUGGAGAGUGAAGUUGGCAACUGCCUGGCACUGAUUCCAAGGUACUUCUACAACAAAGUCACUGGAACCUGUGAAUCUUUCUCCUAUGGGGGUUGUGGAGGAAAUGCCAACAAUUUUGAUUCUUUAGAGGCUUGCAACAGAAAAUGUGGACGAACUGUGUCGUCCUGCUCUAACGAGGAAUUCCAGUGUGGCAGUGGUCAGUGUAUAUCUAUACGGCUGCGUUGUGAUGGCGUACCAGACUGCUCUGAUCGCUCUGAUGAGGAUUCAAGACUCUGUGAACCCUCCAGAUCAUGCCCUGAAGGUUACUUCCGUUGCUCAGAUGGUUCCUGUGUUGAUGGUGCACGUUGUGAUGGCAGACAAGAUUGCCGAGACAACUCGGAUGAAUAUGAAUGUGAACCCUCCAGAUCAUGCCCUGAAGGGUACUUCCGUUGCUCCGAUGGUUCCUGUGUUGAUGGUGCACGCUGUGAUGGCAGGCAAGAUUGCCGAGAUAACUCUGAUGAAUAUGAAUGUGGUCUCAGUGCUUACCCUACAGAUGUCGAUGUAUCUCCAUCCAGGGGAGAUAGCUUUACUGUUUUACUAAGAUGGAGGGCACCUGCUACCACUGGACUUAACCCAGUUGUUGAUUACCUGAUCUCCUACACAAACAAGGAGCCUAAUACAGACAAUAGUCAGUGGUACACACAGCAGGUUGACGGAGGCAGAGAGUACACCUAUGUAACCGGACUACAGCCAGACUCUACCUAUUAUUUCAAGAUACAAGCCAGGAACAGAAUUGGUUAUGGACCGUAUUCUAGAACUGUCAUCUAUGUUGCACCAUCUAGGACAACAGUUGCACCAAGAAACAAAGAUCCCAAGUGCCUGCUUCCAGUUGACAGAGGAAGUUGUAGCAACAUGACUGUUAUGUAUUACUAUGACCCAUCUAUCAGUGAUUGUAGACCCUUUCGCUGGUAUGGCUGCACUGGUAAUGCCAACAGAUUUAGUACUGGACAGGAGUGUAGAGAAAGCUGCUGGGAAAGGUACAACGUGAUACCCACAGAGCGACCCAGAGUCACCACGCGACGACCUGUUUAUCCCACUGAAAGACCUAGAGUUACCACACGAAGACCUGUGUACCCCACUGAGAGACCCAGAGUAACCACCCAAAGGCCUGCAACCACAAGAGAGUACACUCUCAAUGUGGAUCUCUGUGAUGAGACAUCUGAUAGAGGUACCUGUUCACAAUGGGAAGUCAAGUGGUACUUCAAUAAAACCGAGGGAGAAUGUCGUCAGUUCUGGUAUGGAGGAUGUGACGGAAAUGCCAAUAGGUUUGACGAUGAAAGGGAGUGCCGAGAAGUCUGUAUAAAUAGAGUGCGUCCAACACCAGCACCAGCCACCACAAAAGCCCCUGAUGACAAAGAUAAUAUAAUAGAUGACAGGAAUUGUGGGUCUCGAUUUGGCUGCUGUCCUGACGGAAUCACCCCAGCAAGAGAUUUCUACUUCAGUAAUUGCAAUGAUGAAGCUGGGCCAGAUACUGAUGUGAUUGAGGGAGACUAUACAUCAUUGAUAGAGGUGCCAAACUCCGAUGUCGUUAUACCAUGUAAUAAAUACAGAUCUGGAUAUGGUAGCAUCUCAUGGUACAAAGAUGGAUUCCAAAUAACAAAGAGUGACAGACUGAUUAUAAAUCUUGACGGUUCACUAUUGAUUCAUAUGGCUACAUUGGAUGAUAGCGGCAUGUAUGCCUGUCGUGUGGCAGAAGUGGGAUCCACCCCAGAAAUAGAGAGGUUUAGACUGCAAGUAGAAGCCCGUGGAGUAGCAGCUCCUAUCACAAUUUUCCCAACACCAGCCAUGAUUGUGGUUCAGCCAGGAGCAGAUGCCUUCCUCCACUGUCAGGCCUAUGGUAACCCCCACCCCCGGGUCACCUGGUCUCGAGAUGGAUAUGACGUGUCCAGAGACCCUCGCUUUACUGUGUACCGCAAUGGUACCCUGAUCAUACAGAGAACUGUGGAACAAGACAUGGGCAGUUACCUCUGUGUGGCCAGCAAUGGGGUGUCCACACCGGAGCAGAGGAUUGUCAAGCUACAGCUUAGAGAGUCUUUGAGGGCAAGAAUCGACCGUUCAGAGGAGACAAAACGAGAGGGUGAGGCCCUUUACUUAACCUGUUCUGGUUUUGGGUACCCCACUCCUUCCAUUUCCUGGAGGAAAAAUGGCUUACCAUUAACAGCUGAUCAGAGAAUAAAAAUCCAGGGGGGCAAUUUGAGGAUUAUAAACUUGGCCCUUGAGGACACAGGCACUUACACCUGUGUGGUGAGGAAUGAUGAGGAGACAGUUGAGGACACUGUGUCAAUUCAAGUUGUUCCCUUUGAUUUGGUGCCAUCAAGUUGUGUAGACACAGCCAAUAGAAUCAAGUGUUCCCUGAUUGUUAGUGCACGCCUUUGUGGCCACACCCGAUACUCAAAGCCUUGCUGUGAGAGCUGCCAAAGGGCGCGAGAGAAAUUAAUGCGACAGCCGGGAAAACGCAGGAAAUAAGAAGGCACUGCCACCUUAAAUACUCAGCCACUCUCCGUGUCACGCCCUAAUGUAACAACACUUGUAUGUAAACUAGUACCCCCAUGCUCUUCUUUAUAAUAAUUCAUUAAAACUCUUAGAUUAAGCAUUUAGAUAUAAAUGUUUAAGGUUACCUUUUUUGUAUUUUUAUAAAAAAUAAGAUUGUGUAUGCUGUUGAUUUGUGUGUCCGAUCUGUUAGUGCUUUGUACUAAUUCUAGAUCACAUGAGAAAUCCUUGCUUUUCCCUGUACAGAAUCAUUUUAAUGCAGGAUAAAUGUGUAUUCACCUCGUCCUAUUAUGUGCUAGCCAGGGCUGACUGUGGCACUGAGGCCAGUUAACAUUCCAAGUGAUUUAUUGGAUCUAUAUUGAGUAUUAUUUUAAUUAUAUGCGUGUAAUCAUUCUCUCAAGAAAAAAUAUCAGAUCGAUACCAAAGUAUGUAAAUUAUAAUAAGCUUAAUAAUAUUAUGUAGCCAUUUUCCACCUUUUUAUUAUCACACUGUAUAGAGAAUGUUUAUAUAGUGAAUAAUUCAUGUAUUUUGAUAUUGCCUUUAUUUAGGUGAAAUAUGUCAAGUGAUUAAUUAAUGUCCAGAUUAUAGGAAUGUAAUUAAGGAGAGUAAAAUGAGACAUGUAAUGCUGGGAUAAUAUUCAUCAGAAAACAUGAAUAUGUUUGGAAUUUUUGUGUUAAAUGAUGUAUUUUAGCUAGCUAUUAAAAUUUUUUGAUCGCAGUUCAAGAAAAACCAUUAGAUACCUCUUUCUGUGUUACUAUGCAAUGGUGCUCAUUUAGUAUUGCUUUUCUUAUUAAGUCUACACCUUAUACAAAAAAGCAGUGUCAUUUUAUAUUGUUUACAAAAAUCUGGAUUUUUAAUAAAUGUUGUAAAAUUUC